This is a messenger RNA of Penicillium digitatum Pd1, 204 nucleotides long. The record is from RefSeq and is a predicted model, not a curated record. Lineage: Eukaryota; Fungi; Ascomycota; Eurotiomycetes; Eurotiales; Aspergillaceae.
AUGGAAACAUUGCGUAUUGCAUCUCUAAAUACCGCUUAUUUUAGUGACGAUCCCAAAACCACGUGUGAGCGCUAUACGCAGCGCUUACAUGAGUACAAUGAUAUCAAAGAUGUCGGGCAGGGGUUGAUGGGGCUGCUUGCUGAUGCGAGGGGCGUGAGGCAGGUUGAGGUGGAGAGGGAGUUUGGAGUUUCGGAGGAGGAUUAA